Messenger RNA from Mytilinidion resinicola, 2376 nucleotides. Its product is annotated as benzoate 4-monooxygenase cytochrome P450. NCBI's taxonomy places the organism in Eukaryota, Fungi, Ascomycota, Dothideomycetes, Mytilinidiales, Mytilinidiaceae. The coding region runs from base 370 to 1908 and encodes 512 amino acids. The transcript is spliced from 4 exons. Gene Ontology annotation, molecular function: monooxygenase activity; oxidoreductase activity, acting on paired donors, with incorporation or reduction of molecular oxygen; iron ion binding. The record is from RefSeq and is a predicted model, not a curated record.
AAACCGCAAAUUUCCAGGUCCCGCAUCCCCGCACGAAAACCCCGGACCACGUUGCGGUGUCUCCUCAGAAGGGCAUGGCGUUGGCAACGGCUGCUAUCUUGCGACCUGUGCAGGAGCCAUCAUGGAAUCCUUGGUGAUGAGGUAACCUCGGGAGGCCUGGCGAUCGUGGAAUCGCCGGUAUUCAGCGAGACUUGUGGAUUGCGAAACCUCAAUUGCGACUUCAUCGAAGACGUUGAGCACGGCUUCAGUUCUCAGAUUUGACACUGAUCAGCAUGGAGCCUCUCUCACUCAUCGGGUCUGGAUUCUCAGCCCUGUUACACACGCCGAUCUCUGCCUUAUGUCUGUAUUUCGCGGUGCUGAUCGUAGCAUAUGUUUGUCACAAUCGUAUCGAUUUAUCGGGUUACGCUCCAUCCUCUGGCAAAAUACCCCGGACCGCUUUCAUACAAACUCUCCAACUGGCCUUUGAUUUUCCAAUGCAUUGGUGGAAAUCGCCAUAUUUAUCACUUGCAAGAUCACGAGAAAUAUGGCUCCGUGGUGCGAAUUGGACCCAAUAUGCUAUCUUACAACACUGAGACCGCGCUCAAUGUGAUCUACGGCGGGCAAAAGACGAACGUGCGCAAAUCCGAGUGGUAUAGAACCAUUGACGCCGGCUCAGGAGCCUUCAGCGCUGCCACCGAGAUUGACAAGAAGAAGCACGCUGUGAGAAGGCGGUUCAUCUCGCACUCCUUCUCCACAGAAGCACUUCGGAAUUCGGAACCCUUCAUUCAAGAGAACGUUGCGCGAUUCUGUGAGAAACUAGCACCAAACGACGAAAAGAAGUGGAGCGAGAAGAAAGAUAUGGCUCGGUGGUGCACAUGGCUUGGUUUUGACAUCAUGGGUGAUCUAGCAUUUGGAAGGCGGUUCAACUGCUUGGAUUCGGAAGAGAACAGAUACAUCCCCACAGCCAUCAGUUCUGCUAGCAAGUACAUGUACUACUUCCCAUUUCUCCCCGGAGCGUGGCUUCUUGCGCCUAUCAUGAACAGCAAACUCAUGGAAUACGUUGGUGGCCAAUCAGUGACGGACAACAUCCGUCUCGUCAACUACGCUGCCACACAACUCCAGUUCAAAAUCGAACAAGAGAGAGCAGAUAAGGAGAAGGCAAACGCCCCUCGGAAAGACAUGAUGCAAUACCUGUUAAAUGCCGAGGACCCAAAGACAGGACUCAGACCAACCCCAGAAGAACUGCUCGCAGACAGCGUGCUUUACCUCGCAGCUGGCUCCGACACAGUUGCUACUUCGCUUGCCGCAUCUUUUUUCUACCUCGUGCACAACCCAUUGGCCCUCGCUAAAGCUACCGCCGAAGUCCGCGCAGCCUUCAAAUCUGCCGAUGAGAUCAAAGCCGGCAAAAAACUCGACAGUCUUGCCUAUCUUCACGGUGUCAUGGACGAAACAAUGCGCCGCUGUCCCCCAAAGCCCAGCCACGUGCCCCGCGAAGUCAUGCCCGGCGGCAUCACGAUCGACGGCGAGCAAAUCCCUGCUGGCACCGUCGUCGGUGUUCCAGCCUAUGCCAUCCACCACAACCCAGACUGCUACCCGGACCCGUGGUCGUUCAACCCCGAACGAUGGAUUGUGAACGAGGCCGCCGGCGUGAGCGCUGAAAGUGUUGCGUUAACGAAUCACGCAUUCUGCCCUUUUAGUCUUGGAAUCAGGGGUUGCAUUGGCAAGACGCUGGCAUAUGUGGAGUACAAGAUUACCCUUGCGCACGUGCUGCUGAAGUAUGACAUUAGGCAGGCAGAGGGCGAAACGGAGGGGGAGGGCAAUCCAGAUUUGGAGGAGGGCAGGAAGAGGGUGGAUGAGUAUCAGAUUGUUGAUGUGAUGGGCGUCAUACGCAGUGGGCCUAUGGUGGAAUUCAAGCUUGCGCAACGCUGAAGAUGGACAGAGUUGGAGUACGCGCAUGCACUCGCAAUUCGUACUCAUCUCUUACACUGACGACAUACGGAGUAAUGGCAUACCAGCGUGAUCCAAGCAACUGGGUAGAUUUACUAUAGAAGAUGAGGGAAGGAGUAUCAUGCAUCGAAACGUCUCGCGUAUAUACUGCCUACUCUGCAGCGGCUUGCAGGUCACCACCUCUAUUCUUCGGGCAUCAAUGGAAGGAUUCGAGCGAUCAAACGGUCUCGCCCCGAGCACAGAGUAAAGUUUUCAGGCAUCCCACGAUCUGCAUACAGACUAUGCAUCCACAUCACAUCAACACUUUCCCUCGACCCAUGAUCCCGUCCUGAUGCUACAUUCCGCGGCUCACUGAAUUUAUCAUCAUUCUCCAUCACACUCGCGUCACACACACACGGCACGCACGGGCUCAGCGACUUCUGAGCACGGGUCCUCCCGGCACCGUUUGGA